Molecule: messenger RNA, 2376 nt
Organism: Boleophthalmus pectinirostris (great blue-spotted mudskipper)
Lineage: Eukaryota; Metazoa; Chordata; Actinopteri; Gobiiformes; Gobiidae
Product: rab5 GDP/GTP exchange factor-like
Exons: 9
Coding region: 256-1605 (449 amino acids)
Biological process (GO): vesicle-mediated transport
Cellular component (GO): endocytic vesicle; cytosol
Molecular function (GO): zinc ion binding; small GTPase binding; guanyl-nucleotide exchange factor activity
Source: RefSeq, a predicted model, not a curated record
UCCGUGUCAACUUCCGCUGUUCAGAAAGCUGCUUACUCCGCCACUCUCUCCUCACUACCUCGAAGUUUGUUCCUCUGAUUACGACAAACGGUACAUUUUAGCUGUGUUUGUUUUGUAGUUUCAUAUUAGAUGCUGUUUUUAUAAGAGAAACCAUAUAUCGUCCACUCGACCGUAAAUGGUUGAAGUCGCAAAGCAAAAGUGAAGGGAUCUUUUUAAACGAGGAAGUAACUUGAUUUUCCGUGGAACAGCUGCACCAUGUGGACGGAUAAACCGAGGGGCAUCCGCGUGUCACAGCAGGAGCUCAUGUGUAAGAAGUCAUGUGGUUUCUAUGGCAACCCUGCAUGGCAAGGCUACUGCUCCAAGUGCUGGCGAGACCGUGCCCGUGCCCCCGGAGCACACCCACAGGACAGCAGAGCCAGUAGUGAUGGGACACCAGUCACCUUCUCCAAGUUUGAGGAGAAGAAGAACACUGAGAAAAGCCGUCGCAUCCAUACAGUGAGAAAGCUGUUCUGGGGAAACCCGUCUUCAGCUAAACCAGAUCCAAUAGACAUCCGAAUCAGCCCACUGAAGGCCUACCAGAGCCUGGAGCCUGGAGACUUCCCUGGUUUCCUCAAGGUUCUACGAAGCCCUCCCUCCCAGCGCCUGCAGUCCCGCUGUACGGCCUUCCUCAACACUAUGGAAGCCUAUCAUGACCUGCCAGUGCAGAAGCAGUCCGAUCUAGUCCAGGAUUUUUACCAGAAUUUUGCUGAAUGUUUUAAUGGCCUGCCGGAGUCUCAGGUGCAUCAGGUCAUGGAACACGUAGAGAAGCUGAUAAUGACACGCCUGCACAAGUGGGUCUUCUGCCACGACUCGUGUGACGACGAGCAGAGAGACCUGACUCUGCAGAGGAGAAUACGGUCCUUAAACUGGGUCACUCCUGAGAUGUUAGAGGUGCCUUUCCCUGAGAGGAAGACUGGAGUCACUGGAGACCCCUUUCUGCCUGCUAUCACUGCUAUAAUCGAGGUGGAUGCCAAGCGCGCCCCUCAGGACAAGCUGGCCUGUGUGUCCAAAUGCUGCCACCACAUCUUUGAGGCUCUGGCCAUGUCCAACAGUGAGCCAGCUAACGCGGACGACUUCCUGUCCGCUCUGGUGUAUGUGCUGCUCAAAGCCAACCCCCCGCGCCUCCACUCCAACAUGCAGUACGUGAUCCGCUUCGGCCUGCCACACAGUCUGAUGGCUGGGGAGAGCGGCUACUUCUUCACUAACCUGUCUUGUGCCGUGGCCUUCAUUGAAAAACUGGAUGGUCCAUCUCUGAACCUCAGCCCAGAGGAGUUUGAAGGCUACAUGCAGCACAAGAGAGCGCCCUCUGCUGGACACCGGAGGAAACAGGUGGCUAAAAGCAGCCAGCACUUACUGGAGGAACUCAAGGCAAGGCAGGAGAGCCUGGACCAGGGCAUGGAUGCCCUCAGCACACAGCUGCACCAAUGGAUGGAGACAGUUACAGCUCAGAUAGAUGAGACUAUGGCCACUUUCGCUUUGGUUCAUAAGGAGAUUAGGGCACAGAGCCAAGACUCUCCAAAUGCAGAGGAGAGAGGCAGCCCCAGCCCUGCACAGACGGACUGUUAAAAUCCCUGUGCUACAGUACAGUGUAGGUCUGUUUGUUAGAGCAGCUCCUAACUUCAGCUGCUCUCGUUUAUAUUCAUGGGGAACACUUCACCAGACAAGCUCCCUGCACUGACCUCACAUGGACCAGAACACAGCAGGGAACACUAGAUCUUGACCUUUAUGGUAUUUGACUGGUCCAUUAGUGCUAACAAACAGCUUGUACAUAGGACUGCGCUGUAAGGUACAUGUCCACUUGUUAGAAAUUUAACAUAGGAUUAAAAGCCGAAUCUGUUUUACCACUAUUUCAAAUGUAAAGGUCAGAUUGUACAGUCAUUUGAACAGGAAAAACAAUAUUGCACUAUUCUAUAAAGAUCCCUGUGGACUACAAUAUUUCUCCUAAUCAAUGUAAAUUGGUGUACAGCAUAUGUGAUUAAUGUGAUUUUGCACGUAUCCAAACAUAGGUGGGUCUGUGGUAGGAUAUAAAGGCUUAGACAAAGUAGCUUUUCUAAAACAAAAAAUUGCACUUUUUUCGUGGGUGAAAAUGAAGGUAUAACUAUGUAAAAACUCCACAAAUGUGAUAUUUCUCAUGAUCUCCCUGUGGUGUCAGGGCCAGCCUCUCUGUGCCUUUCCUGUGUCUAUAGAAGAAGCAAAGUGUUAGUACUGUUUACACAGUUCAUAUAAAGUAUAGUUUAAUUAUAAAGACAAAGCUGACUCAUUCCUUACUGACUUUUGUGUUUUCUUGAGGAUGUUUUCUAUUGAUCUAAUAAUAAAAUAAUAUAAACAGCCAAAUAA